Messenger RNA from Electrophorus electricus (electric eel), 8094 nucleotides. The record is from RefSeq and is a predicted model, not a curated record. NCBI's taxonomy places the organism in Eukaryota, Metazoa, Chordata, Actinopteri, Gymnotiformes, Gymnotidae.
UCUGUCCCGGGAGUCUGCAGAAUGAGCAGCACAUUUGUGACCCUAGCCGAGGUUCUAGAGGCUAGGGGAGGUCCCCUGGAGGAAGAUGAGGUCUGGUCCCUCCUGCUGGGAUCCACAGAAACAUUGCUAGAUCUCUACCACAAAGGUCACAGUAACAUCUGCAAUAUCAUCAGUCCUGCGUCACUGCUCCUGUCAGCAACUGGCACACUAGCAUUUAGGAACUGUGCAAUGAUGGAGGAGGCACGUGCUUUCACUGCACCGGAGCUGCUCGAAGGCCACAGUCUAACCACAAAACCAGCCAUGGAGAGGAUGAUUGUAUACUCUCUUGGCAUGACUCUAUAUUGGUCAGUUGACUAUCACCUUCCUCAAAACCAACCCAUUCAGCUGAGUGACUCUCUGAAUGGCCUUCUCCUGAGCAUGUGUGAGGACAUGGCCUACCGGCGGGAAAAGCUCAGCACCAUACUGGAGACCUGUGAAUCGCAUCACAAAGCUGCACUCCUGCCCCCACCCAACAGAGUCAUCAAGGAUCUUGUGGAAAAACUUUUUUGUGACUCUGUUGACCGGUCAGUUGUCACAGAGAACAAAGUGCAGCUAAGUGGUAGAAGUCAGAUAAUCAGAGAAAGGCUACAUGGAAGGCAAGCACCAUACUCAGACUAUAUUGAAGCCAGUGGAGCUACUGCAGAGAAGCACAGACUUUUGCUGGACUCGGAGCUGUGUCAGGGAGUUUUACAUCAAGAAAAAACAUGUUCUCUUAAAAACAAACAUGUCCAGAUGCCCUACCAAGGUCUUCAGAGCAAAAUUCCACAACGAGCUCAUCACUGUGGCAGUCGUAACAGCUGGCAGUCAUGGAGCCCGUACCUUAGUGUCCCCUGCAAGGACGAACUCAAACCUCCCAGCCCCUGUACUGCUGUCAGCGAGUCUACCAUCAGCCUUACCCAAAGGAAGCCUAAGAGUCUAGGACCAGAGUUUGCAAGAAUAGUUGAUGAGCCUCAAAUCAUUUUGGAGCUUCCUGGAUCUUUAGUGUCGAAGAAAGGAAGGUCCUGCUUGUCACAGAGGGAAGUUAAUGUGGUGAUGCCUAAUCAGCAGUGUCUGGUGGUGAAGUGUGACAUCAAGUCCAGAGGAAGAGAUGUUUUCGACAUGGUCGUGGCUCAUGCUAACCUCGUGGAGCAUUUUUAUUUUGGCCUUGCUUUCCUCGAUGAUGAAGAAAUUUUCUUUUUGGACCAUGAGACAAAACUUUCCAAAGUCGCUCCAGACUCUUGGAAGAAAGUAGCAACUGCCACAUUCACCCUUUUUCUCCGUGUUAAGUUUUUUGCUGAUGACAUCUCCUUCAUAUUGCACAAACUAACUCGUCACCAGUAUUAUCUGCAGCUGAGGAGAGAUAUUCUAGAGGACAGAGUGUACUGCAGUGAGGAAACAGCUGUGUUCCUCGCUGCACUUGCCCUGCAGGCUGAGUUUGGAGACUACAUUCCUCAGGUAUAUGGAAAUAAUUAUUUUCAAAUCGAGCUGUAUAUACCAAAAAGACUGAUGGAAAAAAUUGCCCUGCCCUGUUUGAGGGAGGAGUUGCCAAGCCUGCAUGCUGUUAAUGCCCAUAUGCCAGCAGAGGAAGCAGAGAUGGAGUUUUUAAAGAUUGCACAACAACUUCCAGAAUAUGGGGUGCUGUUUCACCGAGUUGCUCGAGAGAAGAAGAUUAUUGGAGAACUGACUCUGGGGGUGUGUGCAAAAGGAAUAAUGGUUUAUGAAGUCAAAAACAACUCUCGGAUAUUAAUCCGCAGAUUCCUGUGGUCUGAAACUGAUAGUAUCUCAACAAGUCGGCGUAAGUUCACAAUACAAUGUGGCCCCAGUGGGAAAAAGCACUCCUUCCUAACCGAGAGCUCUAAGAUUGCACAAUACCUCCUGAAUCUCUGCUCGGCCCAGCACAAGUUCCACAGUGAAAUGACUUCUCGACAGAUGACCUACAGUUUAGCCUCAGAUGACAACGUAGUAAAAUAUUCUUCACCAUGGUGUGCACGCCAUGCAUGUUUGAAAAGGUUCUCAUGCUCAGAGGUUAUGCUCAAUAGCAUUGGUCUGAGCACAAUACCCACAGACUCCAUGAGCAAGUCAUGCGAUGACAUCUCAGAAAAGAUGCGACAGCAAAGACACCUGGGUGAAACCCUGCAUAUUCCUGCACCACGGGCCCUGAGCGAACUGAGGAAGUCCUGUCAGGCCUCCAGCCCACCAGACACUUUCAGGUCUCCAGUUUAUCGGAUCAUGUCCAACACCUCUCUUCAAAAGCAGGAGUCAGAGCCUUACUCCAUCUCAUGCAUGAGAGUUGACACUCCUGUUCGAACUCCCCCUGAAAGAGAAAUCAUCUGUGUAACACUGAAGAGGGAUCCUAAGCUUGGUUUUGGUUUUAUAAUAGUUGGAGAAGACAACACAGGGACGUUAGACCUGGGAAUCUUCAUUGCUUCCAUUGUACCUGACGGACCAGCUGAAAAAGAUGGAAGAAUCAGGCCAGGAGGCAGGCUCAUCUCUCUCAAUAAGACCAGUCUAGAAGGAAUACCUUUCAGUACAGCCGCUGCAAUCUUGCAGAACAGCCCAGAAGAAGUGGAGCUUAUAGUCUCUCAACCAAAACGUAUGUUAUGCUGUGUGACUAGUGGGGACCUGGGGCAGUUGCUGGAGAGAGGCUUUGACUCACAGGCUAGCCUGAACACAGAAUACAGGCCAGUCACAGAGGAGAUGGAGGAGGCCCUGUCCAACAUCCUGACGCCCAAAGCAAGAAAGAGGCUUCACAUCCCUGUUGUACGGAUUCUAGACUCUCAGCACACGUUGUCUAGGCCAACCUCCAGCACCAGCCUCUGGCCUGGUGAUCUCCUCACUGUGGAGCUCAGGAAGGUCAAUGGCAGUCUGGGCAUCUGUGUUGCUGGAGGCAUCAACACCAGUGUACAUUAUGAAGGGAUCUAUAUUAAAAGCUUGAUUCCAGGAGGAGCUGCUGAUCAAGAUGGCCAAAUACAGAUUGGUGACAGGCUGCUGGAGGUAGAUGGCUGUAACCUUCGAGGUGUCACACACAGGCAGGCUGUGGAGGUCCUGAAGAAAACUGGAGAAGUUGUGAGUCUGCUUCUAGAGAGAGAGCCCCCUGUGGCAUUGGACAUGUCCAGGUCUGCGUCCACCAUGGAGAGAUGGAAAUCUUCCUUUAAUGCACAGAGCACCACCAUGCGCCUUGGGAGAGAUGUUGCCACGGAGACACCCUUGUCUGUCAGGGCCAAGGAAUACAGUUUUGUGUCAGAUGAGAACACUCUGGAAGUGACUCUGAAGAAGAGUCUGAGUGGUUUGGGCCUUAGCUUCCACAUCAGUGAAUCCAGCCCUGAGGAAGGGAGCAUAGUUCGCAUUAAGAGACUGCUCUCCAGCCAAAUGGCUGAGGAGUGUGCCCUAUUACAAGACGGAGACAUCAUCCUGGCAGUAAAUGGAGAGCCGUUGAGAGGCCUUUCCUAUCAGAAAAUUCUACAGUUGCUGCGAGGAGGUUUCUCUGAGGUCAGGCUAUUAAUCUGCCGUCUAUCGCCAGGCCAAAUGCCAGAGAUGGACACCAACCCAAGAAGUGAUUGCCCAUUCCUGACUAAAGAGCGGCGGUCUCAGUCUUUGGAUUUACAGGCCUUGUCAAUCUCUCCAGACUUCAACGGCCUCCUCCAACAGAAGGUCUUGGCACUAAGCCAAAGGAAAGAGUGUGUUCCAGACAAAACUAUAGCUGAGCAAGUGACCCAGCACAGCCAGGUCAGCGAGCAUUACGAGACCCUAUCAGAUUCAUCAACCCCGCCCUACCCCCCAUUUCCCACAAGACAGUCAGAGGAGAGUUCUUCUGUCAAGGAGGAAACUGCUGCAGUUGCCAUGACAACCUCCAGCCCUGAGUCAGCUCCAAACUUGGCCAUAGCCACUCCUACUUUUCUAGUUCCACAGGCAGAGCAGAAAGAAGAUAUGCCCCCUUACAGUGACCUCACUGAUGACAUUGCUGGGAGUAGAUCUAGCCUCAUGGCUAAGGACCUGACUGUCUUUGCUGAUGAGGAGUACCUGGCCAUCAUCACCACUGUAGACAGUCCUCCAAGUGGCUGCCCUACCUCUACCUGCACUCAGAUCCCUCCCUUACAUUCCCCUCUUCCUCCAUAUACUCCCUCACCUGUCCCUCUUCCUUCAUCUGUUCCUGCACCUUCACCACUGCCUUCAUCUCUUCCAGUACCUUCCAGCCCUCCUAACCCUCCCCCAAUCCCAGGACAGUCAGCCCCAGAUACCACAUCAGGCCAGGUUACAACAAACAUAAGCAAUGGCUGGGACUAUGAGGAGGAGGAGGAAGAAGAGGAGGAUGAAGACCCUAGAAAGUAUGUUUUGAAGGAGUUUGAGCUGACAGUAACACUCUCUAAAUCACGGAGCGGCAGUUUUGGGUUCACCAUCACCAGGAGUAAACUGGAUAGCUGCUAUUAUAUACAGGAUGUCCUGGAUAAUCCAGCCAAAGCGGAUGGCCGGCUCAGACCAGGAGACAGACUUAUUAUGGUGAAUGGGUUCUAUGUGACCAACGUGACAGAUGAAGUGGCUAUGGCUAUUCUGAGGUCCUCCUCUAAAAGACUGCACAUGGUUCUUGGCAGAGCUGUGCAAAACCUAUUGCCUCCACCAUCACCAGACACUCUUGAAGACAUAAUCAUAUAUAAGACCCCAUCUGGACAAAUGGGUAUCAAACUGACUGGAGGAAUUGGCAGUAAAUGGCAGGGCAUUUAUGUUCAAGAAGUUGUACCAAACUCCCCGGCCAGUGAGGAGGGCAGCAUUCAGUCAAAUGACAGGAUUGUAUAUAUCAGUGGCAUAUGCACACUGGGAAUGACACUGGAGGAUGCUGUGAAGGCCUGUGAGAAUGCCUCAAGCAAAGUCAGACUCAAAGCCAUGAGGGAUGGUCAACCUGUGACACCUAAGGGCAUAUGGAAAGAUCUGUUAGAAUGGAAGACGGAGAAUUCGCCCUCUUGCCUGGAGGCAGCAGGCUGGUCAGAAGCAGAGGCUGCUCCUGCUGAUGUUCGAUCUGUGGCUGAAAAUGAAGUACCAUGCAGGCACAGGCUCUCCGUAACAUCUGAACUGGAGAGUGGCGUUUUUCAGGUGGAGUUUUCUAAACCAGAAAGAGGUGGCUUGGGCUUUUCCCUGGUGGGCGGGACCAGUGGCAGCAGUCUGCGGGUAAAGGACAUAUGCUGUGGGAGUGUGGCUGAUCAGGACGGCCGACUGCGCGUGGGAGAUAUCAUCUUAGAGGUGAAUGGAGAGAUUGUGUCAGGGCUGAGUCACAGUAAAGUAGUGGAUAUACUGAGGAAAGCAGAGGGGACAGUGCUGCUCACUGUCUACAGAGACCUCCUUCCCAUAACAACCUGCUCCAGCUCCAGCCCUGAGGCCCUUCAGGAGCACACUGCAUCCUGCACCUCGAGAGUAACCUCAGAGCCACAGUUGCAGGAGGAUCACUGGUCUUUCCAGUCUUCAGGGUGUCUUGGGAUAAGGACAGAAAUUGAGCAGGACAGAACAUGUACAGCUAACUGUCAGAGGUAUUGCCCAUCUCUGGGUGUCACUGACAUGGUAUCAGGCAGGACAGACCUCCCAAAGCAGCAUUUAGACAAUUCUACCACAAACAUGGAGCAAAGUCACUCAGAUGGUUGGAGCAGCGAUGAUGAUGAUGAUGAUGAUAAGGAUGAUGAUGAUUACACCUUACAGACUUCCCCUCAACAAACAAUGCCUCACACAGGUCAACCUCUUGUAUCAGAAAAUGAACUGAGCAGCCUUGCCCUGAUCAGGCCACCUAAGAAUGGCCAGUACUUAGGGUCCAGCCUUCAAGAACUUAUUCAGACGCUACAGAAUCAGCUGGACCAGAAGGAGCCGCUUAAAGAGUUUAUGGCCUUAGGACACCUGCAGCCCUCAGACAACUGCAUGGUUGGAAAAGCCCCAGAGAACCGCGAGAAGAACAGAUACAGAGAUAUCCUGCCAUAUGAUAAGACACGAGUUCCCAUAGGAGAGAAGCAGGACUAUAUAAAUGCCAGCUACAUCCGAAUGAAAGUAGGCAUGGAGGAGCUGGUCUACAUCUCCUCACAGGGCCCUCUACCCUGCACCCAAGACUGCUUCUGGCAGAUGGUGUGGGAGAACCAGUCCGAUGUCAUCGCCAUGAUGACCAAGGAAGUGGAGCGCGGCAGGGUCAAAUGCCACAAGUACUGGCCUGAGAAGCUUGACACACCCAUCGAGACCUGCCACUACCAGCUGAUCCUGGAUAACUACCAGAUGCAGGACUACUUCCACAUCAAGGUCAUCAGGAUGGUGGAGAAAAAGACCGGGGCCACCCACUUUGUGAAACAUCUAAAGUUCAUCACGUGGCCAGACCAUGGCACACCGCGCUCCUCCGAGCAGCUAGUGCGCUUCAUCCGAUACAUGCGGGCAGUGCAUUCCACCGGGCCCAUCACAGUCCACUGCAGUGCGGGUGUAGGCCGGGCCGGCGUCCUCAUCUGCACCGAUGUCAUCCUCAGCCUCGUUGAGAAAGACCUCACUAUUAAUGUUAGUGAGAUUGUGAGGGAGAUGCGGCACCAGCGGCACGGGAUGGUUCAGACCAAGGAACAGUACCUCUUCUGUUACAAAGUGUGGCUGGAAGUAUUGCAGAGCAUCUUGCUUCACCAUGGUAACAAACAGCAGGCAAACACCCCCUCAUGAAUGAGCGCCAUUUUUGAGCGGCAGUCUUGUGCUUGUCUGUUUGAGUGGUGCUGAACUGCUGCUGUGCGAGUUAGCUGAUGGUAAUCAUACACACCAAGCCAGGGCUGUUUCAGGGUUGUUCUGAUCAAUUGCUGCACCCUUUUGGUAUUAAAUAUGACACCGGAAGCAUACUAGACAUUUUCAUCAACUGUGAUUACUUCCUUGUGUGAUCCCAUUUAUAUUUUGUGUCAUGUAUCGAUUAUGGCCACUGCUUUCAGGAGCUUGUGGAAAUUUUUCCUUGAAUAUGUAGUCAGUGAAACAUUAUUCAUAUAAAUUAUUUAUUCAUACUUAAUUUAAUGAAAAUGCUUAUAAUUUUGGAAGCAUUUUUGACAAUUUCAGGCAUUAAGAAUUCCAAUGCAUUAUGAUAUUGAAUCUCUGGAAAUUAGAUUUGAAUAUAGAACCUAAAGUCCUAUUUUGCUGGUAUUAUUUAAAUAUUAACAAAAACCAACAAAUAUAUGUGUAUGGUCAAGAAAGGACUCCCAGUAAAAUACACAAAAUUGUAUAUCGUGGUAUUUUAAUCCAGAGUCUGCCUAUCACAAGAAGUUGUAGAAACCACCAUAAUUUGACAUGCUGUCAUCAUAAAGAACCAGCUUUAAGACAGACAUUCUAGGAACUGAAAACUUGAGUAAAGUGCCUUUCAGUUUGUCCAGGGGGGCAGCUUUUGCAAUCUUCGCUCUCACUGAAGUAAGAUAACUCGGUGGCAAGCUACCAAUAGACAAAACAGAAAUGGUUAACCCAAAGAAACAUGGGUGAAUAAACAUGGGUGGCUAAACUGCAUGAGUGACUAAACCAGCAGAGCCUUCCUGUUAGUGUUUAUAGCAUCUCAAGCCUCAGCUGCAGGCAGUGUCCUAUUUGUAGCACAAGGAAUUAGAUCCAUAAAUCAUAACCAGCCUGGGCCCAAAAGACUAUUGGAAGUCUCAGGAUCACUUAGAGCACACGGAUCCUGCCAGUAUCUCAAAAUAUACUUGUUACAUGUUGUCAAAUUCUAAAAAAAAAAAAAAAAAAGGGGGGGGGGGGAAUAAUCCCAUGGCAAAGCUUUUAAUUUUAUUAAUUGUUCUAUGACUAUAGAUUUUUGAGUGAGUUUAUUAUAGGAAAUAUUUUGCUGAUUUAUUGUGAUCAUCUGUUCUAUUUAAAUCUUGGUUUAUUUAAAUAUGAAGCUGAAAUUAAGUGAUUUGUUACUGCUAUGGUAAAUGAACACGUCAGCUAAUAUUUAUCCACUAAUUGUACCGCUAUAAUGUAUUGAUUUCUUUUUUAUCCCCAGUGUGUAGAGAUAUGUUGCUAGUAUUCACAUACACUACUGAUAUGUACUUACAAACUGUGUAUUUGAAAUCUCCAAAGAGUAUUAGCAUCACCAUAUUAAUCUGUUAUAGUCAU